AUGGAGAACAAGUAUGAUCAAUUCAAAGGACAACCUCAUCUUCCCAAGUUUGUUGUCCCAACGAGGUACAGUUUAAGGUUGAAGCCUGACCUUGUCACCUGUAAAUUCACUGGCUACGUUGACAUCUCUGUUGAUGUUGUCUCUGACACCAAAUUCAUUGUCCUCAAUGCUGCCGAACUAUCUAUUGACCCCAAGUCUGUUCACUUCAAAUCUUCAACUGUUCACGUCAAAUCUUCAAACAAGGUAUUUGAAGCGUGGGAGGUGGGGUUGAUUGAAGAGGAUGAGAUAGUGGUGGUGGAGUUUGGAAAAAGUUUGCCACUUGGUGUUGGAGUUCUGAGUAUGGCCUUUGAAGGAGCACUCAAUGACAGGAUGAAAGGGUUUUACAAAAAGAUUGCUCAUGCUUUUGCCAUUCGAUUUCCAUUCAUAGAAUCUAGGAUUAUCUUGUUUAUGCUUUUUGAAGACCCCAUUGUACCUACGAACAUAAUGGGGAGAAAAGGAACAUGGCUGUUAUCCAAUUUGAACCAGCUGAUUCCAGGCGUUGCUUUCCGUGCUGGGAUGAACAUGCUUGUAAGGUAUUGUCAGCACAUGGCCAUCUUUGCAACUGUUCGUUACAUAUUCAUCAUACGUUAA
Molecule: messenger RNA, 630 nt
Organism: Lycium barbarum (goji berry)
Lineage: Eukaryota; Viridiplantae; Streptophyta; Magnoliopsida; Solanales; Solanaceae
Product: aminopeptidase M1-like
Exons: 5
Coding region: 1-630 (209 amino acids)
Biological process (GO): peptide catabolic process; proteolysis
Cellular component (GO): cytoplasm
Molecular function (GO): zinc ion binding; metalloaminopeptidase activity; peptide binding
Source: RefSeq, a predicted model, not a curated record